UAACGGUGCUGGAGCCUCACAUCCCCGCACACCACCGUGCUGUGACACUGGGUCCACAGCUCGCAAUAUGCAGCUCCCUCGCUCAAUCAUUACUGCCGUCAAACUGCUAGCGGUGUUGGUAUAGCCGUCCAUUUGUCCAGUAUCCUGGCUGGGACUGAAGUGAGGGUGUACGACUUGGGGCACAGACCUACCGGUGCAUGUUUGUAACGUUUCCAGGAUCAGAAGCUAGUGGUUUAAUUUAGGUCACUACACCAACUGAUGCUCUUGAAGAAUGAUCUUUGAAUAAUCUACAUGCAAGGCGGCAGGAGUGCGUCACAAUCUGUCUCAGUGCAGUGAAGGUGUAACGACUGGCAGGUUGUGAUCUGUUCUCUGUGCUGAUACCCAGCGCUGUAGGAGGACUGAAUCACCUUGCCGAGAGCUUCAGAAUGUACCCUGGGCAUGCACGAGGGAGAUGAACUCGGCCCAUCAUAUCUGAACGAAUCAACGGGCAAGUGAUAGUGGAACGACCAGAGCCCUGGAGCGUAGUGAUUCAAGAGAGAUACAGAUUUACCAUGACAGCAAAACAACGUUGAUACCACCGAGAUAAUGGCGAAGCCAGGCUGCUGGGUGUUACCGUUCUUGAAGCGCACGUGCCGAGCCUGCAGGCGCCAUCUCCUGGCCUGGUUGAUAGGAAUCGUCCUGUUGUACUCCAUCUUCUUUGUGUCGCAGUAUGUUGUGCUGAACAACAGCGUCGUCAAGACGCUACGUUCCUAUGACGUCAUAUCCCGGGAUUCUGACGUCAUACUAAAAGCUUACGCCCGUCCGGACGAACAGCCUACGUGGGGAAAUAUUUCAGGAUUAAGGGACGAAAUCAAACCGUUAUUGAAACAAUAUACACUAUCACUAAAGAAAAGAGGUGCGCCUGAAAUGCUCAACGUUCCAUGGAACGGCCCGGAAAUUGACUUCCAGAGUGAUGCUUGUGGAAAUAUGAAGCCAAUAAACACAAGUUCCAAAGUGACAAUUAUCAUCACCUUACAUGGUGCCAGGAUUGAUAAAGGACUGACUUCGUUAUUUCACCUUCUAAAACUGACAAAUAUCAGCCUUGUGGAAGAUGUGAUAAUUAUUGGCGACAUGGGACUUCCAACUCUCUACCGUGACGUGUAUGAAAUCGUUUCAGAUUAUCUUCCUACAUUCCGACUUUUCAUAUCACCCAAAAGGACCACUGUUACUCAAGCCAGGAAAUAUGCUGCGAAGUUUGCCCACGGGGAGGUUCUUGUCUUCCUUGACGGACUGGUCGUGGUAACAAAACAUUGGCUUGAACAAAUUAUGGCGGCCAUCUUGGAAAAUCCAAACAGCAUUGUCCAACCGUUGAUUAUCACGAACCAUACUAUGCUGGAUAAAAACGGUCGGCCCAAAUAUAUUCAUAAGAGAGAAAUCCAAUUAGAUCUGACCUUGAAGGAGGUUAAAGUUCCUGUUUCAAUCGCGGAAAAUUCUUUGAUCAAGGAAUCAUUGAUCUCGAGCACAGCGUUUGCAUUGAGAAAAGAGCUUUAUGAAAAUCUGAGAGAGUUUGAUGAAUAUUCUGGAUUGACUGAUCUGGAAACGAUGGUGCUGUCGCUAAAGUCGUGGAUGUGCGCAGAAGGCGUCGUCACGGCGCAGUGUGCCACUGUGAUACUUCAGUCGCCCACCAGCACUGCUGAUCGGAGUUUAACAGCACCGUCUUCUGCGACCAGCAAGACGACAUUGUUAAAACGAUACCGCCAUCUUUUGUUCGUUGCUUCCGUCUGGUUUCCACCUUAUGAUGAAGUUUACAAAUGUCUCCUUCCCAAGUCAAAACAGGUCCGACUGUCUUACAUCGAGAAGAGAAAUAUCCGGAUGUACAAAUUGUUUUAUAAUCGUCUCAAGUGUAGAAAGUUCCCAGAAUUUAUCAACCUUGUGCAACCAAAGUUCAUCAAACCUGUACGCAAUACUACCAACCAUGGUGCUUUGUAUGUUGAAGGUCAUGACCUUUAUAUUACAAGGUCACGAAAUGGAUCGUUGACCUUUGUCUCUGAACUUGCUCCAAACUCGGAACCAUUCACUUUGGUCAAUUCCAAGUUAAUCGUUAAUGGACAGUGCGUUACUUUUCAACCAAACAAUAAAAUAUUUUUACGGAACUGCGAGAAGAAAAAUUUAAACCAGCGUUGGUUGUACAAAGAUGGGCAGAUACGACUGAUGAGAAACAUGCAUUUAUGCAUGGUGAGAGACAAGAACGCCUCUAUACCCUCUGUGUAUCCUUGCAGAAGCAAACACGUUUUAACCAAAUUUACCUUUACUUUCAAUUUUGCUGUAAAUUGUAUCAAAUAAUUAAAAUAUUUAUUCAUA
Molecule: messenger RNA, 2340 nt
Organism: Haliotis rubra (blacklip abalone)
Lineage: Eukaryota; Metazoa; Mollusca; Gastropoda; Lepetellida; Haliotidae
Product: probable N-acetylgalactosaminyltransferase 8
Exons: 3
Coding region: 586-2322 (578 amino acids)
Biological process (GO): regulation of Notch signaling pathway
Cellular component (GO): Golgi apparatus
Molecular function (GO): Notch binding
Source: RefSeq, a predicted model, not a curated record